This is a messenger RNA of Nerophis lumbriciformis (worm pipefish), 12141 nucleotides long. RefSeq names its product WNK lysine deficient protein kinase 3 (gene wnk3). NCBI's taxonomy places the organism in Eukaryota, Metazoa, Chordata, Actinopteri, Syngnathiformes, Syngnathidae. The record is from RefSeq and is a predicted model, not a curated record. Gene Ontology annotation, biological process: protein phosphorylation. Gene Ontology annotation, molecular function: ATP binding; protein serine/threonine kinase activity.
AUGAAGAUGACGAUGACGACGAUCCCUGUGGCAAGUGUGCGCUGAGAAGCUGCUCCUCUCCUUUCGCAAGAAGAAGUCCCACUUUGUAAAUAAGCUGAGUGAAAUUAUCUGGCUGCCCGUGAAUGGGCGGCCGGUGGACAAGGGCAACAAACGACGGCAUCGCGUGAAGACGCGGACUACCAGAGGAGCUCCGCGAACGUCGGUCACCGAGCCUCGGCGACUCCUCUCGGGAUUCUUAAACCCUCAGCAACCGCAGUGAGGAUAUAGGACCUAACGACAUUUUUAUAACGCUUUUUCUAAAAAGAAAAAAAAAAUGCAGUACAUUUUGUAGGCGACGAGGAAUAGUACUGUAUUUGUGCUCCAUUUAAAAAAAAAAAAGAAAGCCGCCAUAGGAGCUGACGAGAUGUUACAUUCGGGCUUCUCUUGAAGAUAUUCACUCGGCAGUUGGGACCAGAAGAAGUGAGGCUCUCCCGGCAGGCGUGUGAAAAGACUGCUGCUUUACUGUGUUAAUAAGGUCUUGAAUGCGUGCUGUUUAUUUGGCUUCGUGAUGGAAUCAAAUGGAUUGUGAUGAAGAUGUAGAGGAUGCUGCAAAAGAAAGGGCGAACAUAAGCUCUUCUCCUGUGGUUUAGUUAUUUUUAUGUGGAAUCAUAAUGUGUUGAGAAUAAAGAAAGGAAAGUAGGAGAAGGUCACUAAUUGGACCUGCAGCUGACCUUCAUAAAACACCUGGAGGACAGAAAGAAAGACGUCUGGCCGACCAGGAUCACUGGAACGAGUGUGAACAAAGAGAGAGAGACGGAGUCUGACAGAGAAGAAAAGGUGUGGAGGAGGUCUAGGAGGAGUGAAAAAAGACAUUCUCCAUGGCUACAGACCCAGGAGAGCCCACGGGCACAGAGGAAUCGUCUGAGAAACCAGAUGGACAGAGGGAGGAGGACCUGGACCAGGAGGGUCGUUCCAACAGGCAGAGGGACAGGAUACACAGCACUCCCUCGGAUUCCCUCCCAUCCCGGCCUCAGGAGAAGAGAAUGACAGGAGGAAAAGAUGGAGCAGGAGGAGGAGGAGAAGAUACUCGUAAGGAGAGUAUGGUGGCCCCAGUCAAAGCUGUCUUCUUCUCAACGCCCACUCUGCCAGUUGACACAGGUCAGAAAUGUCUUAGGAGGGAGAAGCGCUUCUUUAGGAAGAGUGUGGAGAUCUGUGAGGAGGAGGAUGAGGUGGUUCUGCCAGAAGCCCCCCACAGUGCACCCCACCUGGAACUGCGCUCCUUUGACCCUAUCUUCAAAACCAAUGUCCCGCAGCAAGGGGCUGUGUCUUGCGCUGCCCUGGGCCACGAUCCAUCCUGCCCCAGCGGCCAGGAGCUUGGCAGGGGGGGCCCUCCCUCCUCACCCAACUUAAAGGGGAAGGAGAGGGACCGUGAGCUGGAGGAGGAGGCCGAGAUGAAGGCUGUGGCCACUUCUCCUGGAGGCAGGUUCCUCAAGUUUGACAUUGAACUGGGCAGAGGAGCCUUCAAGACUGUGUACAAAGGCCUGGACACCGAGACCUGGGUAGAGGUGGCUUGGUGUGAGCUUCAGGACCGCAAGCUGACCAAGGCCGAGCAGCAGCGCUUCAAGGAAGAAGCAGAGAUGCUGAAGGGGCUCCAACACCCAAACAUUGUGCGCUUUUAUGACUCCUGGGAGUCUGUAUUCCGCGGCAAGAAGUGUAUUGUACUGGUUACGGAACUCAUGACCUCAGGAACCCUCAAAACUUACCUAAAGCGCUUCAAGGUAAUGAAGCCUAAGGUCCUGAGAAGCUGGUGUCGGCAAAUUUUGAAGGGCCUUCAUUUCCUUCACACCAGAACCCCUCCCAUAGUGCAUAGAGACCUCAAGUGUGACAACAUCUUCAUCACAGGCCCCACUGGGUCUGUAAAAAUAGGUGAUCUGGGACUUGCCACCCUCAUGAGGACCUCAUUCGCCAAGAGCGUCAUAGGAACCCCAGAGUUCAUGGCUCCAGAGAUGUACGAGGAACACUAUGACGAGUCUGUGGACGUCUACGCCUUUGGGAUGUGCAUGCUGGAGAUGGCUACCUCCGAAUAUCCGUACUCUGAGUGCCAAAACGCUGCUCAGAUUUAUCGCAAAGUCACAAGUGGUAUAAAACCAGCCAGCUUUGAUAAAGUGAAUGACCCUGAGAUUAAAGAGAUCAUUGAAGGUUGUAUUCGACAGACUAAGAGCCAGAGACUUUCCAUCCGGGACCUCCUAAACCACGCGUUCUUUGGGGAGGACACGGGUGUCCGAGUGGAGCUAGCAGAGGAAGACACAGGCACCCAGGAGUGUUUGGCUCUUAGGAUUUGGGUCGAGGAGCCCAAAAAGCUGAAAGGGAAACACAAAGACAAUGAGGCCAUCGAGUUUAGCUAUGACCUCGAGAACGACAGCGCUGAGGAAGUGGCUCUGGAGAUGGUAAAGUCUGGCUUUUUCCAUGAGAGUGAUGCCAAGGUGGUGGGGAAAUCCAUUCGAGACAGAGUGAAUCUAAUAAAAAAGUCACGGGAGCGACGACAGCAGCAGCUGUUCCAACAGCACCAAGGCUUUGAAGAAAGACGGGACUCCACUCUAACAUCCUGUACAAAUCCAUCCUGCCCGUCUUCCAUGGGGCCAACACCUGUACUGACUGGUGGAGGUGGUGCAGAGGAAUCUGAGGACCUAUCUGAUUUGGACCAUCAUGUCAGGCUGCAGAAUGUUGUCAGGGGUGGGACACUAUGCCUGCCAGGGGAGAGCAUUCGGUCUGCCAACUGUGAAUCUUAUGCUAGCGGACAUUCAAACUCACAGCCAGGGGAAUCAUUCGCCCUUGCUCAGACUUCUCAGCCCAUGACUACAUCUUGCACAGGAACACUGACAAAUCCUCUGAGGGUCCCAUCUGGUGAAGUUGGAGGUGUUCCAAGUGUCCCCGUUGGCCACAGUGUCAGUCUGGCCAGCAUGUCCAUCGGUCAAAGCGGAAGGCCAUCUGUUGGUCAGACGUUUCUUCAGCCCACCACCAUAGUUCCACAGGUAUCACCAAGUAUACCUCAGCAAUAUUUUCAGUCACAAACAUUCCCAUCAGAAGCAUUUCAAUCUGUCACACCUCUCGGGUUGUUGGCCCCUACACCGUCAUACAUUACCCCCGUUUGCCCACAAGUUCUCACCUCAUCCAUGUCCCUCAGUGAUCCUGCUGGGCUCGCGGUGACCAUUGUCCCCCCCAUUCAGCAGCCCCAGGCCACUCCCACGCAGCAUACUGACAUCUUUCGCCAGCCAGCACCCCAGCAAACACAACCUGUCAUGAUCCCUCCGCAGACUAUCGUUCAACAACAGAUAGGGGUCCAGACAUCCUGCCUUCAGCAGCAGCAAAUGGACAUCCAGGUUGCUUUGGCAGAGCAACAUGUUAGUGCCACUCAACCUCCAGUAGGACAGCGUCAACAGAGCCUGACAGCUAUAGCUGUCCACAAACAUCAAAAUGAGCCUCUGCAGCAGGUCUUUGUACAGCAGUCCCUUCCACCAACUUCACAGGAGCAAGCGGCAUUAGCAGGAAUGGAGCAGCAGGUUUUGGCAUUACCACAGCCAGGAGAACAUUCUCAACAAACUAGGGAGCAGGCCAUCAUACAAACCCAACAGCAAGAACAGCAGAGUUUGCUACACUUGCAGCAGCAGCAAGCUUACAUGCCAUUUGAUCAGCAACAAGCCCAACUACAACAGCAGCAACUAGAGCGGAAGCAAGCCCUUGUACACAACCAAUUAUUGGAUCAGCAACACGUUCUUAUUCAACAACAUCAGCAGCAUCAAGCUCUGCCACAACAUGCACCCUUACAACAGCAUUUAGAGCAGCAGAAAGCAGUUUAUCAACAAAACCAGGCAGGAAUACGAGAAGAUCCAUUGAUGCAACAGCAAACUAGACAACAAGAAACUGUGGUGCAUCAACAGCCCCAGCAGGCUCAACAACAAGCUCUCUUACAACAGCAUUUGCAGAAACAGCUUGUCUUACAACAGCAGCAAAUACAGCAGAUGCAGCAACAAAUCAACCAACAAGCUCGACUGCAACAGCAACAAGAUGUUCUACCAGAGCAACAUGUUCUAUUACAAAAACAGAUCCAAGAGCAUCAACAACACCAUGCGGCCAUUGUUCAACUUAAGCAAAUUGAAAAACAAGAGGCUGCUCUGAUUCCUCAAAAUAGCAGUGAACAGCAAAUACCAGUGAAACAAUCAGAUUUAUAUCAGACAUGCACAACCCAACUAAAUAACACUCAGUUCAUACCCCAUACCCCUCCUACAAGGAAACAGGUACAACAGCAAGCUGCACUGACCCUGCAGGAGCAGGUGCAAGCUGCUCAGCUUGAGCAUGAUACUACAGCUGCAGUGAAUCCUCAUAUCCCAACUGGAGCUGAAACCAUUCAGCAUCAAACUCCUAUUUCUUCCCAAGCCCCGGUUCCCAUGGUUGUACAACCCGCUCAUUUUACUGUCCUGAUUCCAGCUCAAGCCUUCUCCCAGCAAGGACAAAGUGAAGCUCUUACCCAUAACAGAAUCCAGGUACCAGUCCAGAUUGUAAGCCAAUCUGCAACUCAAGCAGUGCAAACCAUGAUUGAUGUCAGUCCUAUAGAUGGAACUAUCCAAGGACAGGCCCAAGUAGUCAUCCAAGCCCAAAAGCCUCAGACUGGUUAUUCUGAAAUUACUUCUAAUGUGAAUCAAGGGUCUGCUCAGACAUUCAUUCAGGCUCAGGCGUCACAGCCAGUAGUUAGCCAGUCACAAAAAGCCAACGAUAACAAAAACUCAUCUGCUGACACUCAUAUCAUAUCUGCUCUCCAACUUCCAGCUGCAACAAAUUCUAGUCAUGUACAGCAUGAGAAUGUUGUUCACCAGAAUGUUCAAAUACCAGGAGUAUUGAAGCCUCAGCUUCAGCAACAAACUCAAAAUCAUCCCCAUAUCCAGAUGCAAAGUCACACUGCCGCAGCCCUCUUGACCUCUCAGUAUGGCCCUCAGUCCACCAACCAAUCCCCACCAUUUUUACAGCAGGCAAUGGUUACGCAACAGCCAGUGCUGCAGUAUCAGCAGGUGGUUAUGGCCCCUGGCUCAACUAGAAAUGUUGGAAGCAACACAGACAGUCUCAAUUCCAUGGUAGAUCCUGCAGGCAUUGUUACCAGAGCAGUCAAUAUUCCAGUGUCACAUCCAGUGGUUGUGGCCCAGCAGCAACGUUUAGGAAGUAACACGGUAAACUCCGUAAUUCAACCAAUCUCCCAGGCACAGUUACUAAUGCUUUCUCAAACUCAACAACUACCAGCCAUAUCACCUCAAAAGCAACAAUUGCCUUCACUAAUCCAGUUAGCAGUGGAACCCAUUUUGGCCCCAGAUCAUCAAACUUGUCCUCUCAGUCAGGCUUUGAUUCCCAGGGAAGAGACUGAUCUGCAAGCACAACAAUGUCAGCCUGCUUCACAUCCACAAACCCAUCCUGACGCACAGAUAGCCCCGAGGAAUGUGGCCGAUCAUCACUCACAGAGCAGAAUCCCACCCAACAGUGGAGUGACAGGCAGAGUACCUUCCCCUCAGCACCAGGCCAAGCACACAUUGCCAGCGCACACUCACACACAAACCAGCAUUCAGGCCCAAUCACACUCACAUACACAGACACGCAUUCAAACGCAGGCUGAUUCACACACGCAGACCGCAGCUGCAGAACAGCCUGUUCUUCCUCAAGCUGUCUUUCCUGCACAUCAAAUUCCCCUGAGCCCCUCUCACACCUCGUCUCUCCCAUCAUCACUACCAUCCCACCAUCCUGCUGCUACCCCUGCGCCAGAGCUGCCAACAUCUGCACCAGCAGCCCAGGUCACCUUACCAGGGCAGGCCAACUUUCUACAUACCUCCCCUUUGCCUGCCGCCACUCUAGAACUGCUUAUUUGUCAUGCCCCCAAACUGUCCCAAGCCUCGCUGCAAGACCGUGACCUUUCCCUGCUGGGCAUUUCUCAGGAAUGUCUACACCUGUCAAAUACAGAACAUCCUUCCUCAAUUGGGUCUUUGCCAACAAAUGGAGACGAAGCUGUUAUGCACUUGACCAAUGGGAAAUUAGAAAAAGUAAAGACCCAAAGGAGGGCUUCUUCUCUGAGACCUGAAAACGUUUUACAUCAGUUCCAACUUACUAUGCUCCAGGUGUCAGGCAGUGGGGACAAUAUGGUGGAAUGCCAGUUGGAGACUCAUAGCAACAAAAUGGUGACAUUUAAAUUUGAUAUUGAGGGGGAUGCACCGGAGGACAUAGCAGAUUAUAUGGUGGAGGAAGUCUUUGUCCUCGAUGUGGAAAAAGAGACGUUUGUCAAUGAGCUAAAAGCCAUAGUUGAAAAAGCCCAGGACAUUCUUCAAACACAUACUGGAUCUUCUGACCAAUUGCAAGUCAACACUCCCACUAGUUCUACAUCUGACUCACAGCCACAUUCAUCUCCGGUGGGGCGUUGGCGCUUCUUUAUCAACCAGACCAUUCGCCACAGAGACUCGCUCUCUAGCCAAGGAGCAGCCACCACGCCACCCAAUGCAGAAUCAAGGACACUCCCACCCUCUCGAACAGAUAAAGAAAAUGAAGAUUCCCAUAGUCAAGAAUCCUGUGGGAUGUCCCCCCCUCCUUACCCCACUUUACCCGUCGUCUCCACUGCUUUAACCACUGUCUCCAUUGCCCCAACUACUAUGCAGACUCCUUAUGCAACUGUAUCUCAAAGCAUUUCUGCACCAGCCUCCUCUCUUGAACCCCCCAGCCCUCAAAACAUUUCAAGUGGUCUUGAGGUGCCCAUCCUCACCUCAACUUUUGCUGACCAAAGGCUCAGUAGUCCAUUAUCCACAGCGACAUCUAGUGCUACCAACAUUACCAUAUUUCCCACAAUGCCCCCUGCUGCUAUGGCUGGGCCUCUACCAGCCUCUAGUAUUCAGACAGAUGUAACAGUAAGCCACAUUGAUUUUGAGCAUCUGCAGCAGACACAAACACAGGGAGCCAAAUCAGCUGCACAAAACCCCCAGCUUGAACCGGUACAACAGCAGGCUGUGGUAGGACAACAACAAUCACAAGCAUUGCAUCUGGGGCAACAGGCCAUGCAUAAUCUACAGGCAAAACCACCACAGCAGCAGAUACAAGAUCAAUUGUACCAAGAGCAAAUUCAGAAAGUGCAUCAACAAACAUCACAGAGUACUCCACAAGCGCUGCAGCAGUGUCAGUUACAAAAGCAAUUUGCUACUGUGCCUGUACAACAGCAACAAUUAAACAUGCAGCAAACAGUAGACAUGCAGCAGCAGCAAAUGAUGCUACAGCAGCAACAACAGCUGAUCAUGGGCAGCCCUGCCUUUAUGUCGGAUCCAAGCCAAAUGUUGCCCCCGCCAGCCAGUCAACAGUUUCUUCAGGCACAACAAAAUGAUAACAACAUGGCGCAGCAGCAUGUUCUACAACAAACCCCGAUGCCUGCCCAUGUGUCACAACAGAACUGUCAGACACAAAACCCAGAGCAACAGGAAGUGGUAAGAGAUAUGCCUCAUAAACAACAUCCACUUCCCAAACAAUCGUCUUUACAGCACUCAGAGUCAGAGGUGUCCACAGAAGAGACAAAUGUCAUAGAGGACACAGGCAGCUGCCCUGUGUCAGGUCACCCUUCCUCAGACUCUUCUUUGCCACCUCUUCAUUUGGGAUCAACCGAAGCCUCUUUCCCUCCACUCUCCCUCACGCUCAGCCCGUCCCCUGCUCAGCCGUCUUCUGUGGCCGAGUCAGACAGCGAAGGUCCCCCUAAAAUAGAAUUUGGUGACAAUCGGAUAAAGACGCUGGAUGAAAAGCUGAGGAACUUGUUGUAUCAAGAGCACAGCAGCGGGACGGCUCAAGCCGGGGUAGCUGCAUCCGCCCCAGCAUCAACAUCAGCUGCCUCCACAUCCGCAGGUGGAGAUGAGUCAUCUGAGCCGCUGCCAUUAUCUUUCCUCCAACCUGCUUCUAUCUCAGAUACGUCUCCCCAGUCCUCAUCCUCCACUACUUCUUCCACCACCUCCCGUUCUUCCUCCACCACCCCUGAGCCAGAGAGUUGUGGAGGAGCAGAGGAAGCCUCCUCAGAAGUGCUCAACUCAGCAGAGCAGGACUUACUGGAGCAGCAACCUGGCCCAUCUCACUUGUACACCUCCACCAACACACUGCCCCCCACCUCUUUUCCCCCUGUCUGUCAGAAUGUCUCUGCAGCGGCCCAGCGCCCUCCCGUGCCAGGAGAACCAACCAUCCUGGCUGUCCCCCCACACUCUGACACCAGCACCACUGGAGAAGCAUCGCAGCUCUCCCUCCGUCAGCAACCGAUUCCCCUCGGGCAUGGACCGCAGCAGCAUAAUGCAGGAGGUGGAUAUUUUGGCCUAAACCUGACAUGUCCUAGUAUCAGAAAUCCUGUUAGCAAGAAAUCCUGGACUCGCAAAUUCAAAAACUGGGCAUGCAAACUGCGCCAUUCCGCCAGCUUGUUCAAGAAGCCCAGAGUCCAGCAAGAGGGACGAUCCAUCAGUCAGUCGGUCAAAGAGGAGAAAGAGGUGACCCUACAUCCAUCACAGUCACGCAGAGGACGAUUUCAAGUGACCCUAGUGCCUCAGUCCUCUCCCCCAAAAGAUGCAACAUCAGCAGUCCACGGCAGCACCCGCAGAAAAGUUGGACGCUUCUCUGUAACAAAGGCUGAGACCCAGGAGGAAGACAACCAGAGUGACAGCUCCCCAGUGCCUCCUGUCGUGAUCAGGGAGAGGAGGCGGUCUCGGCCGAAGGAUGCUGACAAAGAUGAGAGCAAGAGGACUCCAAGGACGUCCCAUCUUUCUCGAUGUCACGAGCACAGCUACUCCCCAGUGGGCAGCAGUGACGACGAUAAUGAUGAAAGUGAGUUGGAGGAUGACAACUUGAGAAGAGAACUGCACAAGCUUAGAAAGAAGCACAUCAAGGAAGUGGUGUCGCUUCAGGCCCAGCAGAACCAAGAGCUCCAGGAACUGUGCAGACAGCUGCGCUCCCAAAAAGACCAGAGGCAAAGUCUGCCUGCUUGCCUGUCUCGUACACCUGCUCUUCCCACAGCGCCCCCAGUCCUCUCUCCUCGUAGGCCGAGGCCGGCUAAAACUAAAUUGCGGCCCCGACCUCACUCUCACAUGGACAACAAUGGAGUCACUCAUGGUGGAUUCCAACAGUCCAGUAUUUUUUCGAGUUCUGAGCAGAGUGGGAUUCCCCCUCAUUUUAGUUUAGAGCAUCGCUCCUCACUGUCUACUAAAAGAGAUCAAAGCCCUACAAGGAAAAGCACAUUCACUGACGAACUGCACAAACUGGUUGAUAAUUGGACAAAGGAGACGAUUAGCCAAACCCUGUCUAAGCCUUCUCUCAAUCAGAUCAAGCAGAUUCAGCAGGUGCAAGAGUUGGAAGGCUGGACCCAGCCAAUUGAGGUGGCUCCUCCGGAUUGGUUUCCAUCGGUACCACUAAGUCCACAGGCCACUCCGGCUGCUGCCAGCUGGCCGGUGGAUGCCCCUCCCCACAGCACAGGUGGGGGCAGCCUGUCUAUCUUUCCCGAAGCGCUGCAAACGCACACGGCUCAAGUGCCACAGAUGCAGGCAGGUUUACACCAUCAGCAGACGACCUUGCAGCACGUACAGCAACAUCCCGUACAGUCCACACAGCUGCCCAGCUCGUCACCUCAAAGCCAACCGCCACUGCCUUCCCAAAGGACCACUUCUCCGGCACCCACUGCCGCGUCAUUGCCGCCAGACGGUGGUCCCGCCGCACCCGCAGAUAGCAGCGUUGCCAGCGGGGGAGCAUUUUGCUCCUGUUCCUCCUCAUCGUCGACCUGUUGCUCCUCAUCUUCCUGUUCUAAAGCUGCUCUACCUUCCAGUGCCAAAAAUCACCCAACGCCCCCCACCUCCGCUCUUCCUCUGGGAAAGAAAUGAAACUAAUCUCGAGGUAAAUACAAAGCCGCAAGAGAAGUAUUAGACGUGCGUGGGCAUGAAGAAGGUGAUGACGAAAUGCAGGGAAUGUAUGUGAGAAAUGAUUGAUUCCGGCAUGUAGGCGACAUUGAACGCAGCACCUGAGGUUUGUGAAUAAUGGUCCGUGUGGGUCUUGAGAUGUACAAGUUCUUUAACGUAUGUAUGUACUGUGUGUUUGUGUCUGUGUGCCUGAGUAUUUGUACUACAUAUCCCCCACAAACUUUUGCUCUUCAGAACAUCACCGUCAGACCUGAGCUUUGACGAUGUGUUCAUAUCUUCUCCGUUUGUUGCAAUUUGUCAGCGCUCGUGGUGAAAGGACUAUCAAUUUAAAAAGUGCAAUUAAUAAUGAUCAUUGGAAUUGAUCAGCAUGUAUCCUAAUGAAUUGUCUGUUAGUCAUAAACUAUUUUUGUAUUGAUGAAGCUCAUUGAGGAUCUUUUUAACACAGCACAAGCUGCUUCGACGGGCCAAGAAGAAGCAUUAAAACAACUCCAGUAAACUUAUCUGAUAACUUGAUUACAACUCCCAAGACAUAAGCUGAAGGAUUACUUCUGCUCGAAUUAACCCAAAUGAACAAUCUCAGUACACUUCCAAUAACACCAUUAUUAAUGUUACUUUAGGUGCUAAUAGCUGCUUUUUGUAUUCAAUAAGUUAUUUUUAAUCUCAAUUGCCUUACCUUUGUUUUAUCACAGUGGAGGGAAAAAAUUAUUAGCUCACCAUUAUUAUUCAGUCCAUCCAGGAUUUCGCCAUCUUUGUUUGUGAUUGUUACGGCCUAAAAGGCAUGAAUUUGCGGCAUCGUUUUCAGAAAGUUGUAAUGUUUACAAGCUCCUUUUUUUUCUCAAUAACAAUUAAUCAACUUGUGUUUUUAUGAAAUUGUUGUCAAUACUCCAAAGACAUGCACCUGGGGAUAGGUUGAUUGGCAACACUAAAUUGGCCCUAGUGUGUGAAUGUUGUCUGUCUAUCUGUGUUGGCCCUGCGAUGAGGUGGCGACUUGUCCAGGGUGUACACCGCCUUCCGCCCGAUUGCAGCUGAGAUAGGCUCCAGCGCCCCCCGCGACCCCGAAGGGAAUAAGCGGUAGAAAAUGGAUGGAUGGAUGUAAAGGUUCCUGUAACUUUAACCUCAAAAAGCACAUAGUGCAAAAACGAUUGGAAAACAAAUACUGUAUUGAUGUUUUACUCACUUUAUUCCACACAUACUUAAAAGUAGACAGUAGAGCUCGUUGUCAAAUUACUGUACUGUUUUAAAUAUUUAUAACCGAUUAUAUUAGUCAUAGUUAUAGAACGAAACACCAGAAAGGGCUAUGGUAUUGUGUCUGUUCUGUCGUUCACAAGUAGACAUUCUCUAUGUAUGUUUUACGCUUGAAACCCCCCCAAAAUGCUUUACGCUUAAACAUGCAUUUUUGUUCCUCACAUGUUAUAACCAUUUGUGAACUGCUGAGAGCAAUCUAUCGCGGUAAUUUUUGUUGACAAAUGAGAGACGAUGACAGAUUAUCAUCACACUUAAGCAUCUCCGUCAUGUAAAAGCUGUCUGUUUGCUAGGUUAGCAUUGCAAAUGAGAAUCUGUUCUUGUCUUACCCUGGAUAAAUAAAUGUUAAAUAUAUAUAUGUAUAUAAAUACAUAUAAACUAGUAAGUAACACCGGUGUGUUGCUUAUCAUUUAUAUACUACAUUACCAAGAAGGCUAAAUGCCGUCGCAAGGAACCAGAAAUGAAUCUGAUAUGCAGUGUUGCCAAUUUGGCUCCUUUGUGGCUAAAUCUGGCGACUUUCCAAAUCCUCUGGGUGACUUUUUUUGUAAACAGCUUCAAGCGACAAAUUGAGGGUACUUUUUUGGAUGUUUUGGAGACAUGAAAGCAUACAAUUAAUGCCCUCUAGGAGGAGCGGGUGCUGCCGUGAAUCCCUCUCCUACAGGCGGUCAGGUUUUAGAGUCGCCUCGCGGAGCAGUUCCAGCUGCAUGAGACCAGUGCUUCUCAAAUAUUUUCUGAUACGCCCCCAUAGGAAGAAGAAAAUAUUUUGCGGCCCCUCCACUCUCUUCCGUGACUAUAAAUACUAUCAUGGGUUUAUGAAAACUGUUACAACUAUACCUCUACAUUACAUUGUAAGCUUAUUAACAUUAAAGGAAACAACACACCAGUCAUCCCUCGUCUUCCACCCUGGUUACAAUGAAGCCAAGUGCGUCAUCCAUCCAUUCAUUUUCUACUGCUUGUCCCUUUCGGGGUUGCGGGG